This is a messenger RNA of Piliocolobus tephrosceles (Ugandan red Colobus), 3440 nucleotides long. Its product is annotated as vam6/Vps39-like protein. Gene Ontology annotation, biological process: intracellular protein transport; vesicle-mediated transport; autophagy. Lineage: Eukaryota; Metazoa; Chordata; Mammalia; Primates; Cercopithecidae. The transcript is spliced from 17 exons. The record is from RefSeq and is a predicted model, not a curated record. Gene Ontology annotation, cellular component: cytoplasm; membrane.
UCUGUUUCUUCCUAUAGGUGGAUGGAAAGGGGUCCAUCAAAGAGCUCUUCCCAACAGGAAAACAGCUGGAGCCCUUAGUUGCACCUCUGGCAGAUGGAAAAGUGGCUGUGGGCCAGGAUGAUCUCACCGUAGUACUCAAUGAGGAAGGAAUCUGCACACAGAAAUGUGCCCUGAACUGGACGGACAUACCAGUGGCCAUGGGUCAAACAUUAUCUAUGUGACCAGCAAUCAUUUUGUUUGGAGACUCAUCCCUGUCCCGAUGGCAACCCAAAUCCAACAACUUCUCCAGGACAAGCAGUUUGAAUUGGCUCUGCAGCUCGCAGAACUGAAAGAUGAUUCCGACAGUGAAAAGCAGCAACAAAUUCAUCACAUCAAGAACUUGUAUGCUUUCAACCACUUCUGCCAGAAGCAUUUUGAUGAGUCCAUGCAGGUCUUUGCUAAACUUGGCACAGAUCCCACCCAUGUGAUGGGUCUGUACCCGGACCUGCUGCCCACAGACUACAGGAAGCAGUUGCGGUAUCCCAACCCACUGCCUGUGCUCUCUGGGGCUGAAUUGGAGAAGGCUCGCUUAGCUCUGAUUGACUACCUGACACAGAAACGAAGUCAAUUGGUAAAGAAGCUGAACGACUCUGAUCACCAGUCAAGCACCUCCCCACUCAUGGAAGGCACUCCCACCAUCAAAUCCAAGAAGAAGCUGCUACAAAUCAUCGACACCACCCUGCUCAAGUGCCAUCUCCAUACGAAUGUGGCCCUGGUGGCCCCCUUGCUACGCCUGGAGAACAAUCACUGCCACAUUGAGGAGAGCGAGCACGUGCUGAAGAAGGCUCACAAGUACAGUGAGCUUAUCAUCCUGUAUGAGAAGAAGGGGCUCCACGAGAAAGCUCUGCAGGUGCUCGUGGACCAGUCCAAGAAAGCCAACUCCCCUCUGAAAGGCCACGAGAGGACGGUGCAGUAUCUGCAGCGUCUGGGCACAGAAAACCUGCAUUUGAUUUUCUCCUACUCAGUGUGGGUGCUGAGAGACUUCCCGGAAGAUGGCCUGAAGAUAUUUACUGAAGAUCUCCCAGAAGUGGAGUCUCUGCCACGUGAUCGAGUCCUCGGCUUCUUAGUAGAGAAUUUUAAGGGUCUGGCUGUUCCUUAUCUGGAACACAUCAUCCACGUUUGGGAGGAGACAGGCUCUCGGUUCCACAACUGCCUGAUCCAGCUGUACUGAGAAAAGGUGCAAGGUCUGAUGAAGGAGUAUCUCCUGUCCUUCCCUGCAGGCAAGACCCCAGUCCCAGCUGGAGAGGAAGAGGGUGAACUGGGAGAAUACCGGCAAAAGCUCCUCAUGUUCUUGGAGAUUUCCAGCUACUAUGAUCCAGGCCGGCUCAUCUGUGAUUUUCCCUUUGAUGGCCUCUUAGAAGAACGAGCUCUCUUGUUGGGGCACAUGGGGAAACACGAACAAGCUCUUUUCAUUUAUGUCCACAUCUUGAAGGAUACAAGGAUGGCUGAGGAGUACUGCCACCAACACUAUGACCAAAACAAAGAUGGCAACAAAGAUGUGUAUCUGUCCCUGCUUCGGAUGUACCUGUCGCCCCCCCCCAGCAUUCACUGCCUGGGGCCAAUCAAGCUGGAACUGCUGGAGCCAAAAGCCGACCUCCAGGCUGCCCUGCAGGUCCUGGAGCUGCACCACAGCAAACUGGACACCACCAAGGCCCUCAACCUUCUGCCAGCAAACACUCAGAUCAAUGACAUACGCAUCGUCCUGGAAAAGGUCUUGGACGAAAAUGCACAAAAGAAACGGUUCAAUCAAGUGCUCAAGAACCUUCUCCAUGCAGAGUUCCUGAGGGUCCAGGAAGAGCGGAUUUUACACCAGCAGGUGAAGUGCAUCAUCACAGAGGAGAAGGUGUGCAUGGUGUGUAAGAAGAAGAUUGGAAACAGUGCAUUUGCAAGAUACCCCAAUGGAGUGGUCGUGCACUACUUCUGUUCCAAAGAGGUAAACCCAGCUGACACUUGAGCCCAGCAUCUUGGGGAUCCAGCAGAUGGACAGCUUGGCUCUCCCAGAGAGGUGAAGGAGCACCUGGCCUUAGGAAUCCUGGCUGCCACCACCACAAGGCUCCCUGUUUGGACAUUACUGGCUAUCUUGUGCCCUGGAACAACUCUGAAUUAAUUAGACUCAUGGUCUGGCAUUGCCAGCUUUUUAAUGGGAAAAGAGAUUAGUUAUACCUUAUACCAUUAUCCUGUGGGCAAUUCCAGAGAAUUCAGUACCUGCUUGGUCAGGAGGAGGUGCCCCAUCUCGCCUUUGCAUACCAGUCACCUGAACCUGGAAACUUGUCACAAGUGUUUGUAAUCAUGGGGUUGUUCAUCAAGGGCUUUUCUAUUAAGGUAAGUAUACAACUUCACAAGGACCCCUCAGCAUGGCUCACUGGAGAGUUCCAUGAGAGAACAGUGCUCAAGCUUCUGGCCACGUGGACCCGAUGGCUCACGUUCUGUGUAGUGUUUUACCUCCGCAUGGUAGCCAUGCCCUGCACCCCUCGGUAGCCGCCCUAUUAGUUUUCAGUCUCCUGUUCUUUCUCACCAUUUAUCACUUCCCUCACUGUCCUACCCAGGCUUUCUCUCCCACUCACUUCCCUGACUCUGGGAAUAACUAAUAUUUAUGCAAGGUAAGAUGAGAAGCAAGGGGAAGUCUCGGUUCCUAGGAUUACAGUGCUAGUUGAUUGUCGGGUAUGUUGUAAAUAGACCCUCUUUGGCCAUACACUCCAUGCCUAGAUGCCUCAGAGAGCACCAUUCUCUGCCUAGGCCAGGCCCUGCAUCCUCGCCUCAGGCCGGGCCGAGUGUGACCGCAGCUCCUGCGGAUGGGCCUGCCCUGUCUGGGGUAUGCGUGAUCCCUAGACACAUGUUCCCUGCUCCGUUUUCGCUCACCAGACACUCAGGCGAGCUGGCUCAGUCUUUGUGAGUGGCGAUGUUGUGCUCUGGGCCCUUUCUCUUUUUCCAGCCAGUUUCCAUUCACUUGCCUUACAGCCUGCCCUGGCUCCCCAGCUUUGUUCGGCAGUGGUGUGGUUGGAGGGUUGUGCUGGGAUAGCGCAGGAAGGUGGGUCCCGGCAAGACACAGGGGAUGAGCGGACCUGGAACUGACAAUGGCGUGCUGCCAAGUGUUCCUGAGAGGUGUUCAGGCACAGCAGAGAGGACGGGGGGGGGGGGGGGGGGGCAAGAACAGCAGCACACCGGUUUAAAAAUAACUCACAGCCACACCUGUGGAGCAGUGUGGGGGAUCCUGCCAGAGGUGCACAGGCUGGAGUUUCAGGCACUGCAGGCUGAGGACACACAGGGAGAGUGGCCCUGCCUCCUGUCCUCCCUGGGGUUUUUGCAGACUCGAAGUCUCACUGCACCAGUGUCUUCGAUGGUAGUGGGGUGGGUGAUGGUCAACACUGACAGUUUUAGUGGCCUGUCCUUGACAUGCCAUG